GACCUUGCGGGAGGGGCGGCCAGACGGACCCAUCGCCAUGCGGGGAGCGAGAGCGGCCCCCGGGCUCUGCCUGCGGCUUCUGCGCCAGCCCCCCCGCGGCUCUGGGGGGGCCCUGGCCCCGUCGUACCCCGGCCCCCUGAUCCCCUGUCUGUACAGCACCCAUGCUGCCGAGGCUGUGCUGGAUAAGGCUGGAGCAGGGACGGCUUCCCAGACCGUCUCCAAGACCAAGUCCGUCCUGGAGGAGUCAAAGUCUUUCGCUGUGGGGAUGUUCCAGGGUCGGAUGAGCAUGGAGCAGGUGUUCCCCUACCCCUCAGUGCUGACUGAGGAGCAGGCCCUGUUCCUGAAGGAGCUCGUUGGACCCGUUAGCCGUUUCUUCCAGGAGGUGAACAACCCGGUGGCGAACGACUCGCUGGAGCGGGUGGAGGACCGGACCAUGCAGGGAUUGAAGGAGCUGGGGGCCUUUGGGCUGCAGAUCCCCCCCGAGCUGGGGGGGUUGGGGCUGAACAACACCCAGUAUGCCCGGCUGGUGGAGAUCGUGGGGCUGCAUGACUUGGGUGUGGGGAUCACGCUGGGGGCCCAUCAGUCCAUCGGUUUCAAGGGGUUGCUGCUCUACGGGACGCCCCAGCAGAAGGAGAAAUACCUGCCACAGCUGGCCACAGGAGAGACCAUCGCUGCCUUCUGUCUGACAGAGCCAUCCAGUGGCUCGGACGCCGCCUCCAUCCGCACCACGGCCCGGCGCAGCCCCUGCGGCUCCUACUACACUCUGGAUGGGGGCAAGAUCUGGAUCAGGUUAAUGGGGGGGCUGGCCGACCUCUUCACUGUCUUUGCCAAGACCCCCAUGAAGGACGAGGCAACGGGUGAGGUGAAGGAGAAGAUCACUGCCUUUAUCGUGGAGCGAGCCUUUGGGGGGUCACCCAGUGAUGGCCCCCCCGAGAAGAAGAUGGGGAUCAAGGCGUCGAACACGGCUGAGGUGCACUUUGAAGGCGUGCAGGUGCCGGCAGAGAAUGUCCUGGGGCCGCUGGGCUCCGGGUUCAAGGUGGCCAUGAACAUCCUCAACAACGGGCGGUUCGGCAUGGCUGCCGCACUGGCUGGGACCAUGCGGGGCGUCAUCGGCAAGGCCGUGGAGCAUGCAGCCAAUCGCACCCAGUUUGGGGACAAAAUCCACAAUUUUGGAGCCAUCCAGGAGAAGUUGGCGCAUAUGGCUAUGCUGCAGUAUGUCACUGAGUCCAUGGCGUACAUGAUCAGCGCUAACAUGGAUCAAGGAGCAGCCGAUUUCCAGACGGAGGCAGCCAUCAGCAAAAUCUUUGGCUCGGAAGCCGCCUGGACGGUGACGGACGAGUGUAUCCAGAUUAUGGGGGGCACAGGGUUCAUGAAGGACGCAGGCGUGGAGCGGGUGAUGCGGGAUCUCCGGAUCUUCCGGAUUUUCGAGGGAACCAACGACAUCCUGCGGCUCUUCGUGGCCCUGAACGGCUUCCAGAACGCCGGGAACCAGCUGCGGGGGUUGCAGCGAGCCCUGAAAAGCCCUGUGAGGAACAUGGGGCUGCUGGCCCGGGAGGCCACCCGUCGUCUGCGCAGGAAAGCCGGGUGGGGAUCCGGGCUUACCCUGAGGAACGUGGUGCACCCCGACCUGGACCCCAGCGCCGAGCAGCUGGUGCACGGGGUCGAUCUCUUUGGGGCCACGGUGGAGGAGCUGCUGCUCAAAUAUGGCAAGAAAAUUGUGGAUGAGCAGUUUGUGCUGAAGCAGGUCGCAGACGGGGCGAUCGACCUCUACGCCAUGGUGGUGCUGCUGUCCCGGGCGUCACGCUCCCUGGCCCAGGCCCACCCCACCGCCCAGCAUGAAAAGCUGCUCUGUGAGACCUGGUGUGACGAGGCCUACAAGCGCCUCACGGCCACCCUGAUCCCGCUGAGCACGGACAGCGCCCGGCACACCUUCCGGCAGCUGCGGGGCAUCUCCCGGGCCGUGGUUGAGAACGGGGGUGUGGUCUCCCCCAACCCCUUGGGCUUCUGAACCCCAACACAUAGCUCCGCCUGGGACACAGUGACCCCAAACUGGUCCCUCCCUGAAGCGUCUGGGAAAAGGGGGGCAAAUAGUGGGGUGCUGUACCCCUUUCCCUUCCCCCAGUACGCCCAGCCUAAAAUGCUACCUCUGGGACGUAGCUCUUCUGCUGUGGAAAUGCCUUAACAUGCCCUGUUGGAGGAGGGGGGAAUGUCUGUUUCAAGGCUCCCCUGAGGAGUGGGGAAAUGUGUGUUUCGAGGCCGCUCUGGAGGAAGCGGAGGGAGCUGCCUUGUAGGAGGAGAGAAAUGUCUACCCUGGAGGAGGGGGGAACUGCCCAGGGAGGUGGAAUGUGUGUUUCGAGGCUCCCCCAAGGAGGGGGUAAAUGUCUGUUUUGAGGCAGCCCCAUGGAGGGAAAUGUGAGUUACAAGGUUCCCCUCUCCCCUGCCCCAGGGAUAGAUCUGAGCUUUAACCAGCCAUUGCUGCUUUAUAUUCCCCCAGCUGGGGGGCAGGGUUGCCCACACAUCUCGCACUUGUGGGAGAAAAGCGGGCACCCCGACACUGAUGCCCUCCAAGCAGAGGUGCCCCCAGAAAUGGGGCCACCCUGAUCCCAUCCAGUAUCAGCCCUACAGGGGAGCCUGACCCAGCUGCUGUUUCCUUGUUAAAAAUAAAUAGAAUAUUUUGGAUGA
Messenger RNA from Dermochelys coriacea (leatherback sea turtle), 2682 nucleotides. RefSeq names its product very long-chain specific acyl-CoA dehydrogenase, mitochondrial. Gene Ontology annotation, molecular function: fatty-acyl-CoA binding; very-long-chain fatty acyl-CoA dehydrogenase activity; flavin adenine dinucleotide binding. The transcript has 21 exons. The coding region runs from base 38 to 2008 and encodes 656 amino acids. NCBI's taxonomy places the organism in Eukaryota, Metazoa, Chordata, Testudines, Dermochelyidae. The record is from RefSeq and is a predicted model, not a curated record.